AUGGCCGCCGUCGCCGGUCUGCAACUCUCCGCUCCGGUCCACGGCCACGCCUCCGUAAGCUCCGCCAGCUCAGCUCUCUUCAAGGCGUUCCCGCUCACAUUUCCGUUCUCCUCUCCCUCCGGAAGAGCGUCGUUUUCUCGGAAACAACUCGUCGUUUUUGCUCGCAAGCUUUCCGGCUUGGAAGAGGCCAUGAGAAUCAAAAGAAUGCGCGAGAGUAAGGUUAUGACAAAGGGUAAGAGAAGGGUGCCAUUGAAGCGUGGGAGGGUGUCUCCGACGCUUCCUGUUCCAGAUGACAUUCCAAGGCCUCCUUAUGCAGCUACAUCUAUACUGCCAGAAAUUGCCAGUGAGUAUCAGUUUCCUGGUUUGGAAGGUAUUGCCGCCAUGAGAGCUGCAUGUGAACUUGCUGCUCGCGUCUUAGACAACGCGGGAAAGUUAGUUAGGCCUUCGGUAACCACUAAUGAAAUUGACAAAGCAGUGCACCAGAUGAUUAUUGAUGCUGGUGCUUAUCCCUCACCUCUUGGCUAUGGAGGAUUUCCAAAGAGUGUAUGCACAUCUGUUAAUGAGUGCAUGUGCCAUGGAAUACCUGAUUCUCGUCAGUUACAGGAUGGAGACAUCAUAAACAUAGAUGUUACUGUCUACCUAAAUGGAUACCAUGGAGACACCUCAAAGACAUUUCUUUGUGGGGAGGUCAGUGAUAGUAUGCAACGCCUAGUGAAGGUAACGGAAGAGUGCUUGGAAAGAGGCAUAGCAGUUUGCAAGGAUGGUGCUAGCUUCAAGAAGAUUGGAAAGAGAAUUAGUGAACAUGCUGAAAAAUUUGGUUAUGGCGUGGUAGAGCGUUUUGUUGGGCAUGGUGUGGGUACCGUAUUUCAUUCUGAACCAUUGAUAUUACAUCACCGUAAUGACCAGUCUGGUAGCAUGGUUGAGGGUCAAACUUUUACUAUCGAACCCAUUCUUACUAUGGGAAGCAUCGAGUGCGUAACAUGGCCAGACAACUGGACAACUCUAACCGCCGAUGGUAGCCCUGCAGCGCAGUUUGAGCAUACCAUUCUGAUUACUAGAACUGGCGCUGAAAUUUUAACGACAUGUUGAUAUGGUCUUUUGGCCGGUUAGUAAAACACCAGCAACAUUGUGGAUAUUGAAAUGCAGCCCCAAAUUCCAUUGCUCACCGUCCAAGUUUCCACACGUGCUUCUUCCGGUCAGAUCUUCGGUGUAUAUAUAAUUACAGCGCCGGUGAAUUUUCCCACCUGAAUCAGGCACCCCAGUCAAACCUUCGAAACAUUCAAGCCCGAUUGCCUAUUUUGUUGUUUGCUAUGGCAUUAUGUGGUGGUGUAGCUGAGAAUGCUGGACAUUUAGAUUGGUCAAUAUAAUUCUUAAAAAGAACAUAGACAUUUCAGAGACUUUGGAAAGUAGCUCUAGUGAGAUUGGGAAAGUCGCAACAUAGCUCAUUUUUCUUUGGAAAAGACCUAGAAAAAUCCACGUGGGAAACACUAUACUACCGACCACGUCCCCCCUUUUCUUUCAAUUUUUCAUUUUAGACUACCACGUGUUCGGUGUUCAACACCAUUAUUCUAAGAAUCAUCCUUAUUAUAUAACCCCCACUUCCCCAUUCAAUAUAUCCAUCAUCUUCAACCUCUUGAAUUUCCAGAUCAAAAUCUUAGAAACUCCCUUAUACUCCUGUUCUGUU
Messenger RNA from Fragaria vesca subsp. vesca, 1684 nucleotides. RefSeq names its product methionine aminopeptidase 1B, chloroplastic-like. NCBI's taxonomy places the organism in Eukaryota, Viridiplantae, Streptophyta, Magnoliopsida, Rosales, Rosaceae. Gene Ontology annotation, biological process: proteolysis. The coding region runs from base 1 to 1089 and encodes 362 amino acids. The record is from RefSeq and is a predicted model, not a curated record. The transcript has 11 exons. Gene Ontology annotation, molecular function: metalloaminopeptidase activity.